Molecule: messenger RNA, 846 nt
Organism: Neospora caninum
Lineage: Eukaryota; Apicomplexa; Conoidasida; Eucoccidiorida; Sarcocystidae
Exons: 7
Coding region: 1-846 (281 amino acids)
Source: RefSeq, a predicted model, not a curated record
AUGGAUCCCUACCUCGCAUCCUCGUCCUACGCAGCCUACUGCGAGGCCGGACAGGCUGAAGCCGCAGGACGGGGAGGCCGUGGGCAGCGUCGCCGCGAACAGGGAGAACCUCGACCCCUGGAUUUUUCUGCAAACGCCUUCCUGGCUUCCCAGGCACUUCGCUUUGUCCAGGCCGAGAGUCACGGCGCCCCGCAUGCAGCGCCGGAGUCGCAAUUUGGCGUCGAAGAAGCCGGCGCUCGCUUCACGAGAGCGGCUCUCGAGGGAACGAUGCGGGUGGGGUCACGAGUCGGAACUGCCCUCCUCCAAGAAGGCGGGAAAAUCCUCGAGAGAACCAACCUCGUGGGAGAAGGCCCCAAACCCCUGCGAGCGCUGUGCUUUGUCGGUGGAGUUGGGCUGAUUGCCGUCACGGUUCUUCAGAUAAUGAACAUUUUUUCGAUGGUCGGCAAUCCGGCUUCGUACAUUCUUCAGUUCUUCCUCAUGAUGUUCGGCGUGGCGAUUUGCGUCGUCGAAGCGAAGGACUUGGAGCAGCUAGAGCGCCUCCAGCCCUUCUUCGCCACGUGGUUCAAGUUCCUCACUGUCCCUCUCGGCAAAGGCCUCUUCUACAUUCUCGUUGGCGCCAUUUGCCUUUCUCUGUGGACGUCCAAUUUCUUUCUGCUCUUCGUCGGUGGGUACAUGGUCCUCAUGGGAAUCAUGUGCGUAAUGAUCCAUUUCGGUUUGCGUCACCAGCUGCAGCGCAACGGCAUCGACGUUUCGGACGACGAAGAAGACUCCCAGAGAGUUCGAGUCGGCGAGCAGAUUGGCGCAAACCAGAUCCAGCAAGCGCUCUACAACCCCGCUCCGUACUGA